Postia placenta MAD-698-R-SB12 is the source of this 576-nucleotide messenger RNA. RefSeq lists its product as hypothetical. The transcript has 4 exons. The record is from RefSeq and is a predicted model, not a curated record. Bases 1 to 576 code for a protein of 191 amino acids. NCBI's taxonomy places the organism in Eukaryota, Fungi, Basidiomycota, Agaricomycetes, Polyporales, Adustoporiaceae.
AUGAUCAACCGCACACUCCCAUACUUCCUUGAGGACCGCACUGGUGCCUACACUGGCUCAGACUUCGACGAUAUCUACGACCGCCUCUUCCUGCGCGUAGCCCGGCCGACAAACCAGUCGCCCGGCGCGGGAGACACGCUCAUGGUGUACAAUGUGGGACGGCGUUCGUCCGCACAGCGCGAGUCCCGCCCGCCGGCUCGUGCGCCGUCCGUCGUGCUCGAGUUCGGCGCGGGCGGCACGCUGGGCAAAAUCUCGUUCGCGGGAUCGUCCGUGUCGAUGCCCAUGGGCCAGUAUCUGCGGAAGACGUCCAUGUUCGGAGGAUCCCUUUCACGGAAGUUCAGAGGAUUGGACGGGGAGGAGUAUCGAUGGACGUACAAGGGCCAAGAGGGCCAGGAGUGGUCGUGCACGGACAGCCGCGACUAUCUAGUCGCUCACUACAACCUGAAGCCGCCAAACAAGCCCGUAUUUGGGACAUCGGGAAAUAUUCUGACCAUCUACGAGGCGCACGCGCGUAUGUCAGCUGAAAUCCUGGCAUCGUUGACCAUCAUGCGCCACAUCGCUGCGCUGGGUCUAUAG